Messenger RNA from Verticillium dahliae VdLs.17, 419 nucleotides. RefSeq lists its product as uncharacterized. NCBI's taxonomy places the organism in Eukaryota, Fungi, Ascomycota, Sordariomycetes, Glomerellales, Plectosphaerellaceae. The transcript has a single exon. The record is from RefSeq and is a predicted model, not a curated record. The coding region runs from base 1 to 147 and encodes 48 amino acids.
AUGGCGUCCGGCCCGCCGUCAUCGGCAUCCCUGAUGCUUGACUACAUUCCUACUUGCAGUGCAGCGGGGGAGUGUGAGAUGCAAAGCAAAAUGCCCAACGUUGCUGUUCGCCCAGGCCCAGUUCGUGAGAAGUGUCAAAUAGACUGAAAGUAGUAAGCUCGUCAUCUCAACAUGUCAUGCUAGUCACCGGUAUUCUAGCUCCGCGACCCUGCGCAGCGGAUCAAGUGUUCUGAAGUGCGUAUAAGAGGAUUCGAUCUGCGCCCUCGUCUCCCACGUGUGCACAACGGGUCUGUUUCGAUCGACGAGUUGUGAUUUGUUAGCCGUUCACGAGCACGCCGCAUUCAUCAACGCCGCCGACCGUUCGGUUGUCGGUGCCACCACGUGCAUCUUGUUCCAUCACGUCAACAGUUCGUGCAGGG